Messenger RNA from Anguilla anguilla (European eel), 2598 nucleotides. It is a transcript of the gene kcnk7, whose product is annotated as potassium channel subfamily K member 1. Gene Ontology annotation, biological process: potassium ion transmembrane transport; stabilization of membrane potential. The transcript is spliced from 3 exons. Gene Ontology annotation, cellular component: membrane. Bases 877 to 1962 code for a protein of 361 amino acids. Gene Ontology annotation, molecular function: potassium ion leak channel activity. The record is from RefSeq and is a predicted model, not a curated record. Lineage: Eukaryota; Metazoa; Chordata; Actinopteri; Anguilliformes; Anguillidae.
CCAAGGCCUUCCUCACAUUUACUGCCUGGCUAGAGUGGUUUCUUACGAAAUAACUUUAUUAAAAAAACAUUCAUGGUACUGUUUUCUAGAGUUUUCUUUCCUUUUCCCUAAUAGGCCUUGAGACAUGGUACAUUACAAACCACCAAUUUGUCAAUGUUUUAAACUGGCCAAGGCCAGAUGUUACAGAUCUUUUAUAGUGGACAGGGGUACAGGAUGAGUUUUCCAGGAUGGCACGUCAGUCUGUUCUGAUUGAUUGGUCAGUUUAUAUUUUUGCCCAUGAUUUAAUGGACAAAAAUCUGUUACAGCGACGAUGGACAAUGUACAUUGCAGCGGCGUAAAAUUAACUGAUGACACUACUAUGUCUGAGUGUGGAUGUUUUGACGUGUAAAUUCUUCUUGUGAAUCCUGUGUUAGGAAGAAACUUGGGAUAAAUUAACAGGUGAAUAUUUGUUUAGCGAUUUUCUUAUUUGUGCUUUAGUGCAAGUUUGUUGUCUUCUGUUCUGUUUUGAUAAAAUGGGGCUUUUUUACAGUGCACUUGUUCUGAUUACGCAGUUUUUCUUUUUACCAAAAUGCUGUGACAACAGCGGACAUAUCUGGAGACUGUCAGCAGCGUUUUGUGUGACGUUUAUAACGACUGUUUUUGGAACUACGUUUCCCCCCGCGCUGACCGGUGCCUGUUGUCGUCGCAGUCACCCUUGACCUAACAGAAUCGCCGUGAUAAUGCUUUCACCGGCUGAAAAAUAAUCUUACCUGACGGAAGGUCAUUAAUUUUUCAGGGGUGAACGCUUAAGAUGAGACGAUGGUAUUGGUUUACCUCUGACAGGUCGCCUAUACUUGGUAAGGUACGGAAAAUCUUGCUAAUUUGUUUUUGUAAACAAUGGUACCUCGGCUAGACUCAGUUUGGAGGUUUUGCCGAAUAAGAGCGUUCUUGAUUUUGGUGCUCAGCUAUGUGCUGUUCCUCGUCUUCGGUGGGUUCAUGUUUUUGGCACUAGAGAAGCCGGAGGAAGACGCUCUCAUAGCCGAGGUACGACAGUUCCGCAUCGAGUUUCUGGACCGCCACCGUUGUGUGAAAGAGAGCCAUCUGGACGACCUGCUCAAGAAGGCACUUUUUGCAGAAAAACGCGGUGUUGCCGUCCUGGAAGCGGAGGGGGAGGAAUACAGCUACGAUUUCUCGUCGUCCUUGUUUUUUGUUACAACUUUUCUUACUACCACGGGUUACGGCAGCACCAUGCCGAUAUCCGAUGAUGGGAAGCUCUUCCUAGUGACGUACUCCCUCCUGGGUAUACCCAUAACCCUGCUGCUCCUGUCCUGCCUCACCCACCUCCUGUUGCCCUGGGUGACCCGGGGGCCCGUGCGCUACAUGCAGACGCGCUGGGGCCUGUCCCACAGCGGAGCGUCGCUGGCGCACGCCGGCUUGCUACUGGGGCUAACCGCCGCGCUGCUCUUCCUGCUGCCCGCCACUGCGCUCUGCCUCCUGGUGCCCGGCUGGAGCUUUCUGGAGUCCUUCUACUUCUGCUACAUCUCCCUCAGCACCAUCGGCCUGGGGGACUACCUGCCCGGGGGAACCCGCAGCCUGGCAUCCCGGAAGGGGCUUGAGUUCGCCAUUUCCUGCUACCUGCUCCUGGGGCUCAUGGUUCUCCUGGUUGUCCUGGAGACGUUCUGGCGGCUGCCGCAGACCCAGGCCCUCGUUCGGUUCUUCGCCGGGCCCUGGGAAGGCCCGCUGGACGGGCUCGCGCUGGACGAGCUCACGCUGAGCGGAGACUUCCUCCCCCCGCCGAAUCUGAAGGAGAACGCCCCCCCAAAAGUGGAUCCCCGGUACGUCUGCCCCAUCUCUACCAUCUCCCCGAGCGUCCCGGACUCACCCCGUCCGUCCUCCACCCGCUCCCCACCGCCCCCCCAGAACCUUAGACCUAGACCAGUGCGGGCCCUAGACCUGCGUCCACCUGUUUCAAUGCUGAGGUAACCGAAUGAACCCCAAUCCCACAAAUGUUCAACUUAGUCAACCCCGAGACCACCUGCGAAUAAAUGACAAAAUAAAAGUCCUCAUGCGGUGCGACUGAAUCAUAUCUUGACUUGCACACUGUAAUUGAACCUGUUUUUAAGUGCAGUAUAAUACCUUACAGGUAUUUUUUUUAUUCAAGCCUCAUACAGUGGAUUUACACAGUGAUCAAGGCUAUUAUUAUUUUCACUGAGCUUUCUGACAGUAGCUCAGAUGCGUAAGCAUUCUGGGUGUGAGCUGUGUUAAAUUUUCUAGCAGUUUUGCAUGCGGUGAAGUCCAUAUAGAUACCAGGUAGAUCUCUUUGGUAUCCUCUGUAGAAGCCAUAACACAGUACUUUUGACAGUUAUGGCUGACAACGCAUGUGGGCAAAAUUGUUGUGAUGACAUUUUUUCUUGGUUUUGAUAUAUAUUUAUGUAAUGUCUAAGAAAAUCUUAUCAAAACCCAUUUGGAAAUGGCUUGAGCUCUUAUGAUAGCAAAACAGUUUUCAUACAUGCUAUUGCUGUCCACUCUGAGGAAAAUCCUUUUAUAACUGCAUACCAUUGACAUGACAUACAGAGUGAAUUUGCCUCUACAAUUAAAAUGACCUUUUUUGGAGUUUUA